AUGCUACGGCAAGCAUGGAACAGUGUGGUGGAAGCGAUCACAGGCCCGGGUUCCAAGGUCUGGGAGAAACUUCCCAGACCGACCGUCGGGAGAGGCAAGACUCAGUGGCCGAAGUCGGCAAGUAAUUUGGAGAACCACGGUGUCCGCUUUGACUACGAUGGCACCAUCGAGGAGAACGGCUCGGUGUACCACAAGUACCAGGUGCAGCCCAACGCUGGGAAGAUUCCCAGUUCGUGGAAAGGCUGGAGAGAUAGAAAUAGGGGCACUCAUGCCGUCAUCGGGACGGUGAAAGUCAAGCAGGAUGCGACGAGGGACGAUGUUGAUGAGGCGCUGAGAUCCCUGGGGGAACAGCUUUGA
This is a messenger RNA of Aspergillus brunneoviolaceus CBS 621.78, 357 nucleotides long. RefSeq lists its product as uncharacterized. The record is from RefSeq and is a predicted model, not a curated record. The transcript has a single exon. Lineage: Eukaryota; Fungi; Ascomycota; Eurotiomycetes; Eurotiales; Aspergillaceae. Bases 1 to 357 code for a protein of 118 amino acids.